AUGGCCACCGCUUCUUCCGAUGCCAACGCUGCUGAAAAGCUGCCGCUCGAGCCGACGAUCGCUCCGCAGCUCUACAUAAAAGCCAACAAUUACCAGCGUUCCACUAACAUCAAAGUGCUCGACUCGCCGCAAAUAUCGUUUGCUACAAAACCGAACCCUAGUCAGCAGUUCAUCGACUUGGGCUGCGGGACGGGCGACUUCACGCUCCAAGAGCUGCUGCCGCGCUGCCAGCCCUGCCGCAGGAUUGUGGCCACGGACGUCUCCCGGGAUAUGGUGGAGUACGCCAAGGAGAACUUCACGCAUGCGCAGAUCGCGUACGAGGUGCGUGACGUCGAAAGCGACAUCUCGGGACUCGUCGAGAAGUACGGCAAGUUUGACCGGGUCUACUCGUUCUACGUCCUGCACUGGGUGCAAGACCUCACUGCUGCCCUCCGCAAUGUGGCCGAUUUGAUGACUGACGAAGGGGAGUGCUUGCUGGUGUUCCCGGCUCGCCUCGGUCUCUACAAGAUAUGGAGAAAACUUGUGGAGAUGGAUCGAUGGAAGCCUUACAAAGGAGUCAUUGAGCGCUUUAUUCCGCCAAGCCAGGACAUCAAGGGCAGGUCAGGCCUUAACUCGUAUAUCCUGAAUGUUCUGGAGACGGCCAACCUCAAGCCACUCACAUGCCAAGUGCUGACCCAGGACCGAACCGGCAUGAAUAUGGACCAAUUCAUCCAACUCGAAGUCUCACUAAAUCCUAUUCUACCACUGCUGUCCGAAGUAUCCAAGAUGAAAUUUAAGACCGACAUGGCGGAUGUCAUCCGCAAGUUGUGGACCCAGGAACCAGCCGGGGACACACAAUACCACACAGACAUCUUUGUGGUCCACGCCAACAAAAUUUCAAAAUCAGCCUAA
Molecule: messenger RNA, 891 nt
Organism: Ixodes scapularis (black-legged tick)
Lineage: Eukaryota; Metazoa; Arthropoda; Arachnida; Ixodida; Ixodidae
Product: juvenile hormone acid O-methyltransferase-like
Exons: 3
Coding region: 1-891 (296 amino acids)
Source: RefSeq, a predicted model, not a curated record